AUGACACAGAGGGAUCAUGGUCCUGCUUCUCCAUCUACUCCUAGAUUUCGUCAUCGUAGGCGUUCAACUGAGUCUUUUCCGGAUGUACGCAAAUUGAGCGGAAGCUACUUACUCGUUGAUGACGAGAACAAGUACAGAUCAAUGCGGAUCCGCACAGCUUCUACGUUUUGGAUGCUUAUAAGUAUACUAUUCAUUCUUUACAUGGGUCAUCUUUAUAUCUGUGCCAUGGUGGUUGUCAUCCAAAUAUUCAUGACUGGAGAGCUAUUCAGUUUAUCGAGAAGAGUCAACGAGGAAAGGCAGCUUCCAGGAUUUAGGCUGCUAAACUGGCAUUUCUUCUUCACAGCAAUGCUGCAUGUAUACGGCCGUAUCCUCAGUCAACAUCUUGUAAAAACUGUAACGUCUGAAAGGGCCUUCUAUAAGCUGGUGAACAAGCUUGUAAAAUACCAGAUGGUCAUUUGCUAUUUCUUAUAUAUUGCAGGAGUCGUGUGCUUCAUUCUCACCCUGAAGAAGAAGAUGUACAAAUAUCAGUUUGGUCAGUAUGCGUGGACACACAUGAUCCUCAUUACGGUAUUCAUGCAGUCAUCGUUCACUGUAGCCAACAUUUUUGAAGGAAUAUUCUGGUUCCUUUUGCCUGCAUCACUUAUAGCUAUCAACGAUAUAGCUGCUUAUCUUUUUGGUUUCUUCUUUGGAAGAACACCACUGAUCAAACUUUCUCCAAAAAAGACCUGGGAGGGUUUUAUCGGAGCAUCUGUUGCAACCAUGGCAUCAGCAUUUCUGCUUGCAAACAUCAUGGGCCGUUUUCAGUGGUUUACUUGUCCAAGAAAGGAUCUAUCAACCGGUUGGCUCGAGUGUGAACCUGGUCCAUUGUUUAAGCCGGAUUACUACUCAUUAUCUGGGUUGCUUCCUGAAUGGUUCCCAUGGAAGGAGAUAUCCAUUUUGCCCGUGCAGUGGCAUGCUUUAUGCCUGGGCUUGUUUGCAUCAAUGAUAGCACCUUUUGGAGGUUUCUUUGCGAGUGGAUUCAAGAGAGCUUUUAAGAUCAAGGAUUUUGGUGCCAGCAUUCCUGGACAUGGAGGUUUUACUGAUAGAAUGGACUGCCAGAUGGUGAUGGCCAUAUUUGCUUACAUCUAUUACCAGUCUUUCGUUGCUUCCCAAGACAAUCCUGUCGAGAUGAUCUUGGAUCAGAUUGUACGGCAUCUCAGCUUCGAGGAGCAAAACGCACUCUAUUUGAAGCUCAGUCAGAUAUUCGAGGAGCGGCAGUUUAUCACUUCCUUGAGCAGAUAAUUCUCAGUUUCGCUUGGAUAACAAUUGUUGGCAAUGGCUAUGAAGCAACUUCAAGGUUAUAGGAUUCAAUUGUUUCGUCUCCAAUUGCCCAAGGUUAUAGGAUUCAAUUUUGAAGAUAGGCAGGAUCCCAUUUACAGGUUGCAACCAUGGUUUGGAGGAAAUAGAAUAGAGAUUAGAAUGGUGGGAUUGCUGACGUUUUAUUGUAAACUAAGGACAUGGGGCAAUCCCGAACCACCCCAAGAACAUGAAACAAACGAAUAACUGUGUGCUACCUUGCACGAGUUGCAAUUUUCUAUCUCGAUCUUUGUCAUAACGUUUUUUGGUUCUGCUUUGUGGAGACCGAGGUUUUGAAUGCUUGGUCAGAACUCACAACAGAGUAGCAAUCUCAAGGAG
Coffea eugenioides is the source of this 1674-nucleotide messenger RNA. RefSeq names its product phosphatidate cytidylyltransferase 1. Gene Ontology annotation, molecular function: phosphatidate cytidylyltransferase activity. The record is from RefSeq and is a predicted model, not a curated record. Bases 1 to 1281 code for a protein of 426 amino acids. Gene Ontology annotation, cellular component: endoplasmic reticulum membrane. The transcript has 11 exons. NCBI's taxonomy places the organism in Eukaryota, Viridiplantae, Streptophyta, Magnoliopsida, Gentianales, Rubiaceae.